AUUGUAGUCAGGGAUUUAGGGGUAUCUAUUCGGGACAUACUGUAAACAACCUAAUACAUAACUCAUUGUAUCCGUGUAUUAAUUACUAUACAGUAUAAUAUUUAUUCUUUGUGUAACUGGUGUGUCUGAAAAUCCCGCCAAGCGGAAAUGUAAAAAUCACCAAUCACAAGAAACAAAAUCAAGCUCUUUCCUGAUUGGUGGCUCGUAGCUACGGUCCCUCUAUCCAAUGAACGAGCAGCAGGGUCACAAUAUAAGCGCGGUUUCUUUGUUCUACACUUAAUUUCUGUCGAUAACUCGAAAAAUAACCAACCGAAAUGUCUGGAAGAGGAAAGGGAGGUGGAAAAGUGAAAGCUAAGGCUAAGAGCCGUUCAUCUCGUGCUGGGCUUCAGUUCCCAGUGGGUCGUGUUCAUAGGCUGCUCAGGAAGGGAAACUAUGCCCAGCGUGUCGGCGCCGGAGCUCCCGUCUACCUGGCUGCAGUGCUCGAGUACUUGACCGCUGAGAUCCUGGAGUUGGCCGGCAACGCUGCCCGCGACAACAAGAAGACCAGGAUCAUCCCCCGUCACUUGCAGCUGGCUGUCCGCAACGACGAGGAGCUCAACAAGCUGCUCGGCGGAGUCACCAUCGCUCAGGGUGGUGUGCUGCCCAACAUCCAGGCUGUCCUGCUGCCCAAGAAGACCGAGAAGCCCGCCAAGGCCAAGUAAAAGCCUUCACCCGAAACAACACAAAAGGCUCUUUUAAGAGCCACCCACUUCAAACUAAAGGCUAACUCUCUUAUACACA
Molecule: messenger RNA, 780 nt
Organism: Larimichthys crocea (large yellow croaker)
Lineage: Eukaryota; Metazoa; Chordata; Actinopteri; Sciaenidae
Product: histone H2A-like
Exons: 1
Coding region: 315-701 (128 amino acids)
Cellular component (GO): nucleosome
Molecular function (GO): DNA binding; protein heterodimerization activity; structural constituent of chromatin
Source: RefSeq, a predicted model, not a curated record